Messenger RNA from Leptosia nina, 204 nucleotides. NCBI's taxonomy places the organism in Eukaryota, Metazoa, Arthropoda, Insecta, Lepidoptera, Pieridae. The record is from the annotation of a GenBank genome assembly.
AUGUGCAGAGGAAAUGAAACGAUAGAAGAGAGCAUUAGCCAGAGGUAUGUGACUCAGCACAAUAUUAGCCAAAGCUCGGAUCCGAGGCUGUUUGAUAUUCGCUGCGCGCAGCACGGGCCAGCGAUGCCUCCGGCCGCACCACCGGCGUAUAUUAAACUACAAUAUAACCGCGUCGGAACAAAGAAUAAGGUGAUAAACGAUUGA